Theileria annulata is the source of this 240-nucleotide messenger RNA. RefSeq names its product 60S ribosomal protein L38, putative. Gene Ontology annotation, cellular component: cytosolic large ribosomal subunit; ribosome. Gene Ontology annotation, biological process: translation; protein-RNA complex assembly. The coding region runs from base 1 to 240 and encodes 79 amino acids. The record is from RefSeq and is a predicted model, not a curated record. NCBI's taxonomy places the organism in Eukaryota, Apicomplexa, Aconoidasida, Piroplasmida, Theileriidae. The transcript has a single exon. Gene Ontology annotation, molecular function: structural constituent of ribosome.
AUGCCGAAAGAAUUAAAGGACUUGAAGGAUUAUCUGAAUGUCUUGAAGAGACCAGACGCCAAGUCAGUGGUGGUAUACAAGAAAAAGAGUAAAGGUGGCCUUCUGAGCACAAAGUUCAAGGUCAGAUGCUCAAGGUACCUCUACACCUUCUCUGUCCCGAACCAAGUCAAGGCUGCAAAGGUCGAGGCAACGAUCCCAAGUAAUCUGGAAAAAAAAGUCAUCAGCAAUAAGAAAAAUUAA